GACUGGGCGUGCAAGAAGGGCAAAGUUUAUGCUUUUGUCCUAUCGUUCUUUGUCUCUAUAUAAGUAUCUUUCACAACAGCCGCUUCUCCCUCGUCUCUCAAUCAUCUCUCGCUAGGUUUCUGCCAUUUUCAUGAAACCUUAAUUCUUCACUCCUCUCUCUCUCUCUCUCUCUCCCGUCCCUUUUUUUUUUUUUUUUCCUUCAGCGGUUUGGGAGAAUAGUUCCGAUCAAAGAGCCUAUUUUUUAGCCAGCACAACGACUGCACUCCUCUCUUCUCGAUCUAGGAAGCAAAGCAAACCUCGUGAAUUGGCCAUGGAGCCGUAUGCAGAAGAAGCAAUAAAUGAAAAUGAUUGUAACAUAGAAGAUAAAUUGCCUGUAGAGAUCUAUUGCUCUUCUGACACUCUUGUAGGUUCGAAUGAUGGACCCUGCAAUGGGUUUGAUUGUAAUAUUUGCAUGGAUUCUGUAGAGGACCCAGUAGUCACACUUUGUGGUCACCUUUACUGCUGGCCCUGCAUAUACAAAUGGCUUCAUUUGCAAAGCAUCUCUUCUGAAAACGAAGAUCUGCAGAUGCAGCAGCAAUGUCCUGUGUGCAAGGCAGAAGUUUCUAAAGAAACCUUGAUUCCGAUUUUUGGAGGAGGCCAAAUUACAAAACCCUCUAAAAGCAAAGUCCCAAAUAUUGGAAUAAUCAUUCCUAGAAGACCUUUUGGCCUUGCAUGCGGAUUUGAUUCACCAAGAUCAUCUUUCAGAAGUAGCACUCCAAGCCCAAGGCAGCAAAUUUAUCACGGUGGUUAUCUUCAUAGUCCAUCAAUGCUUAGCCCAAGUGAGGCAACAAUAAACAUGUACAAUCCAAUGAUCGGAAUGUUUGGGGAAAUGAUUUAUGGAAGGGUGUUUGGUAACUCUAUAACCAAUAUUUAUGGCCACCCGGGUUCAUAUAAUAUCGCAGGAAGCAAUAGCCCUAGAAUGAGAAGGCGCAUUCUGGAGGUUGACAAGUCACUUAGCAGAAUCUGCUUUUUCCUCUUCUGUUGUGUGUUCUUAUGUUUCCUGUCAUUUUGAUAUGCAGUUGAUUUGGAAAAUAUUUCGAAAAAAAAUUACAUGCACAACCGGAUGUAACUUAGGCUCCAUAGCUAUUGCAUAUUGUGUGUUGUGCUUGCUAAAUUUCUAAUUAUGCCUAAAUUUUUAUAUUCAGUAU
This is a messenger RNA of Manihot esculenta (cassava), 1187 nucleotides long. Its product is annotated as E3 ubiquitin-protein ligase RMA1H1. Gene Ontology annotation, biological process: ubiquitin-dependent protein catabolic process. The record is from RefSeq and is a predicted model, not a curated record. NCBI's taxonomy places the organism in Eukaryota, Viridiplantae, Streptophyta, Magnoliopsida, Malpighiales, Euphorbiaceae. Gene Ontology annotation, cellular component: endoplasmic reticulum. Bases 311 to 1051 code for a protein of 246 amino acids. The transcript is spliced from 2 exons. Gene Ontology annotation, molecular function: ubiquitin protein ligase activity; metal ion binding; ubiquitin-like protein conjugating enzyme binding.